Messenger RNA from Synchiropus splendidus (mandarinfish), 1691 nucleotides. It is a transcript of the gene prkab2, whose product is annotated as protein kinase, AMP-activated, beta 2 non-catalytic subunit. Gene Ontology annotation, molecular function: protein kinase binding. Gene Ontology annotation, biological process: signal transduction. Bases 127 to 933 code for a protein of 268 amino acids. Gene Ontology annotation, cellular component: nucleotide-activated protein kinase complex; cytoplasm; nucleus. NCBI's taxonomy places the organism in Eukaryota, Metazoa, Chordata, Actinopteri, Syngnathiformes, Callionymidae. The record is from RefSeq and is a predicted model, not a curated record. The transcript is spliced from 8 exons.
CCCCGGCUGCCGUAGUAGGAGCUAUAGCUGCGAGAGUUGUUGAAGGAGGAGGAGGAGGAGGGACCUCCGUCUGGAGUCUAGCAACACUUAAACCGUCGACAGGCAGCGUGUGAAUAGUGAGGCGUCAUGGGCAACACUGGCGACCGCAUGGCUGCAGAGCGCCAUGGCGCCAAGGCUCAUCGCUCGGACAGUGGCGGCAGUCACAAAGACCAGGAGCACGGUGCUAAAAUGGUGGACAGCACAGACGACCCCAACAUCUUCAACACCCACGGCCCAGAGUCAAAGGUGUCAGAAGAGAAGGAGUUCACCCCGGAUCUGGACGACCUGGUGAAGACUGGACCUCAAGCUCGACCCACUGUCAUCCGCUGGGCCGGUGGAGGGAAGGAGGUCUACAUCGCUGGCUCCUUCAACAACUGGAGCACCAAGAUUCCUCUCAAUAAAAGCCAUAAUGACUUUGUUGCGAUUUUGGACCUGCCUGAGGGAGAGCACCAGUACAAGUUCUUUGUCGACGGACAGUGGGUCCAUGACCCCUCAGAGCCUGUUGUCACCAGUCAGCUCGGCACCAUCAACAACCUGAUCCAGGUGAAGAAGUCUGACUUUGAGGUGUUCGACGCCCUGCAGCUCGACUCUCUGGAAUGUUCCGACACGUCAGAUCUGUCCAGCUCCCCACCGGGUCCAUACGGGCAGGAGCAGUACUCCUUCAGGCCCGAGGAGCAUUUCAAAGCUCCUCCCAUGCUUCCUCCUCACCUCCUGCAAGUCAUCCUGAACAAGGACACCAAUGUAUCGUGUGACCCGGCUCUGUUGCCUGAACCCAACCACGUGAUGCUGAACCACCUGUACGCGCUUUCAAUCAAGGACGGCGUGAUGGUGUUGAGCGCCACGCACCGCUACAAGAAGAAAUACGUGACUUCUCUGCUCUACAAGCCGAUCUAAACCUCACUCUCUCGCCUGCUUUUUCAUGUUCUGGAGAGGGGCAUGCUCAGACCUCUCGUCCCUCUCUGUUGCCAAAAAUUGCACUGAAACAAGUUUACAGGUGUCGAAAGACACUUGAUCCUACUGAGGGCUAGUAACGUAGCAUUGUGUCGGUCCGAGAGAUCCAAACACAACUACUGAAGGGCUGAUCACAUCACUGUGUGUGUGUGUGUGUCUGUUUUUUAAUGCAUGUUGGUGUGUGAUGAAUUUGUGUCUUGGUUUUCAUUCUCGAGUUCUGAAAAAUAAGUCAUUGAAGGGUGCAAUAAAAACUCCUGAUGGUUCUUUAUGUGAAGGUGAGACAGAGGCUGAGGUGUGAAAGGGAAAUAGUUCUGAAGGUGUUUGGGACUCAAAAUGGUUUUUGUUUUUUUAAACUAUUUACAUCUGAGUUUGGAGUUUUGUCUUACGGACUUGAAUGUUGGCGUUGCUAGUUAAAUGAGAUAAUGUGUUUAAAGAGCACAUUUUCAAAUAAGAAGUUAUGGAACUAACUUCAGAGAUGACUGAAAAUGCUUUACGGUAGUUACGGGAUGGUCCACGCGAGAGUGUUUUUGAAUGUCAAACCUUUUGCCACGGUCACCCGUCCAAAGAUUUAAAGUGUUACUUGCGGUAUUUAAACACCAAAACUUGAAUUCUACUGAGGUUUCAUGAAUGUUUUGAAGUGAAGUGCAGCUUAUUUAUCGUUCAGAGACUUUGUUUGCUAAUAAAGACGUUUCUAUAUUGUG